AUGGCUGAAGACGAUGCCAAGACAGCUUCAGUGACACUCAAGGUGGAAAUGAAUGACGAUUCGAUGAAAGUUCUAGAAGGAGUGAAAUCGCUGAACAGGAAGGAACGAGAUUUGCUGGAAACGAUGGCAACAGAAGACGAAGCGAGAGAUGUGGAGCCCCUGCGACUCAAACGUGAAGCUCCAGCCAAUCCUCUUCUUGCCUUAUUCCAGCCAAAAACUACACAAAAUAAGAAGGAAAAGAAGGUAUUCUUACCUAGAGUCGCAUUAGUUUCCUUACUAGCAUAGUG
Cylicostephanus goldi is the source of this 287-nucleotide messenger RNA. Lineage: Eukaryota; Metazoa; Nematoda; Chromadorea; Rhabditida; Strongylidae. The record is from the annotation of a GenBank genome assembly.